Molecule: messenger RNA, 534 nt
Organism: Endocarpon pusillum Z07020
Lineage: Eukaryota; Fungi; Ascomycota; Eurotiomycetes; Verrucariales; Verrucariaceae
Exons: 2
Coding region: 1-534 (177 amino acids)
Source: RefSeq, a predicted model, not a curated record
AUGUCUGCCGAUUUGGGAGCUGAGGCUGAAUUGGCCCAUGCUUACGACCCCGUGUGCAACCUCAUGAGAUCGAAGCCAAUUCUGGUGAAAGACGAUCGUAGAUCACCACCACAGCCUUGGAAGCUGUUCUUCUCCACACCCUACACUGCUCCUCUUCUUAUCCCGAACAGCUCCUCCGAUGUUCGUGACCAUUUGGCCAAUGAGCGAACCUUCCUUUCUUGGCUGCGGCUGGGCAUAUAUCUCGCCGUUGUCUCGAUUGCCAUCCUUAUCAAUUUCCAUCUCAAGCAUGAACCGUCGACACUGGAAAAGAAAAUCUCGAUGCCUCUGGGUAUAAUCUUUUGGUUUCUGGCCUUGACCUCCUUGGUCAGUGGAUUCGCCAACUACGUCAGGACAGUGGCCAAGUACGCUCGGAGAGACGCCCUGGUGCAGACUGGUAUCAAGACCCAGGUCAUUUUCGGCGUUGUUUCAGGUGCCAUCGUCGCCACCUGUCUCUUGUUCUUGGGUAUCGAGGCGGCUAGAAGGGUAGAAAGAUGA